GUCUGUAACAGUCACCCUCGGAGCCCAAAACAUACAAAAGUAAGAAGAAUGGCAGAGGAUUGAGGUCAUAAAACAGUUUCCUUACGCAAAAUAUGACCCUGAUGGUCUCCACGACAUCAUGUUACUGAAGUUGGAGGAGAAAGCCAACCUGACACUGGCUGUGCGGACACUCCCCCUUCUACCCCAUGUCACCUUCAUCUGUCCUGGGAGAAUGUGCCAGGUGGCUGGCUGGGGAAGAACAGGUGUGAAGGAACCAGCCUCCAGCACUCUGCAAGAGGUGAAGCUGAGACUCAUGGAGCCCCGGGCCUGUAGCCACUUCCCUGCUUUUGACCACAAUCUCCAGCUGUGUGUGGGCAAUCAGAGCACAAAAUCUGCUUUUAAGGGAGACUCAGGGGGCCCUCUUCUGUGUGCUGGGGGCCAGGGCAUUGUCUCCUAUGGACUGUCCAAUGCAAAGCCCCCUGCCAUCUUCACCCGGAUCUCCCCUUACUGGCCCUGGAUCGAUGAGGUCCUGAAAGAGAAUUAACCUGGAACCUG
This is a messenger RNA of Capra hircus (goat), 534 nucleotides long. RefSeq names its product mast cell protease 2. Gene Ontology annotation, cellular component: intracellular membrane-bounded organelle; cytoplasm. NCBI's taxonomy places the organism in Eukaryota, Metazoa, Chordata, Mammalia, Artiodactyla, Bovidae. Gene Ontology annotation, biological process: proteolysis. Gene Ontology annotation, molecular function: serine-type endopeptidase activity. The record is from RefSeq and is a predicted model, not a curated record.